UUUAAGUGUGGUUACAACUGAGGAGAUUGUGUUUUUCUUUUAAUAUGUGGUAUGUAUUAUGGGAUAAAACUAAUCACAUGACAAAAUAGAAGCUGCUACACAGAGUGAUGGAGGUUCACCCAGGUACUCCAGAGCGUCCAGAUAACGAACAUAAGCUUGAUAAAGGAUCAGUUGGGAAGUGUAUGCGCUUGGUUCUUCUCUUUAUCACCGUCGUGCUGGUUAAAGGACUUUUAAUCAUAAGUGCCAACUUUGUAUUGAGGGUAAACGUUGGAGAAUCUGGAGACCUAAAGGUGAAGUCAGUUUGUGUGAGUGACGAGAGCACAGACAGCGAGAAGUUACAGCUUCAAGCAGAAAUCCAGAGACUCACAGCGCUCCUACACAACUUCACUACAGACCCUCGAUGCCAGCUUUGCCCGAAGAGAUGGCACUGGUUAAAUGGUCACUGCUACUUCAUCUCAGCUGGACUUGAAGAAGACCGCAAGUGGGCCGAGAGCGUGGAGCACUGCGCCGAGCAGAACGCCAGUCUGGCCAUCAUUCAGCAGGAAGCUGAGAUGGAGUUUCUCCUGAGUCAGUUGAGCAGGUUUUCAGAGACGCCGUUCCUCUGGCUCGGCCUCACUGACGCACAGGUGGAAGGUGUGUGGGUGUGGCAGGAUGGAACUCUGCUACAAAACCACAGGUUCAUAAAGAUGCAGUGGGACUCUGAUCAUAGAGACUGUGCGGAUCUGAGAGGUGACGGAAGUGUGUUCGCGUCUGACUGCGAGUCCUACGGGCCCUGGCUGUGUGAGAAACCCAUGGAGCCAGCAGGGAUUUAAGUUGUAUUAAAAAGCUCCAAAAGUAUUGGCGCCCUUCAUCAAAAUAAAUAUAUAUGGCAUUUCAUAAUUAAUAUUACCUGUACAGCACUGAUGAUCAAUGUUGGAGACUCGGUUUGUCUUGGAUUCCAAUGCUUCUGCUUUUCAUUCGUAUCCAGAGGAUGAGUUUGUCAUGAUGAAUAUCAUGUCCCAGAAUUGUUUCUCGGUUGAUUUAGUUGCAUGUCUCAGCUUAAUAUCUUUUUUCAAAGUUCCAAAUUUUGCCAAUGAUUACCUUCCUGAUACAUGCAACAAGCAUUUUGGGGGGUAAAACAUCCUGCUUCAGAUCCCAAAGCCUCAGUAAUCCAGAGUCAUGUUUCCCAGUACGCUGGUCAGCUUUUCCUCAUGCGCAUUCGCCCUCUUCACCAAACAUAAUCACCUAAACCUUUGGCCUUUUUUCCCCACCCAUAUGAUCCGAUCUGUAGUUCCACUGAGACACGGUGAAGAUGAAGGAGCUCCAUUUUGCGUCUUGCUAUCAAGACGGACUUGUCGAGUGAAGGGUGCCAAUAAUUCUGGAGUUGGUUGUAGGCAUGAGGCUGUUUUGAUAUAUUAAUCAUGAUAUUGUUGCUUAGUGAGCGAUUAGACCGGUUUUCACCUCCACUGACUGUAAAUAAUGUGUCUUAGUAUCUACAUGAGGUCUUCCCUCUCCCUCUCUCUUUCUUUUCCAGUAUUAGUCAGGAUAAAUCAAUGAACCUGAAUCAUAAAUACAGAAUUGUUGAGAUGAAAGUAUGAAAUCAGUUUUGAAAUCUAAAGGUUAGUUUUAUCUCUACAUCCAUUUUAAAAGAUGUGAAGAGGUUUUCUCUUUUUUUGUCUUUCUUAAAAAAAGUAAUUUUAUUAAAUUUCUGUAGUCUGAAUGCCGUCUUUACAUGUAUAUAUAUAUA
Messenger RNA from Clarias gariepinus (North African catfish), 1726 nucleotides. RefSeq names its product CD209 antigen-like protein E. The transcript is spliced from 6 exons. Bases 108 to 812 code for a protein of 234 amino acids. NCBI's taxonomy places the organism in Eukaryota, Metazoa, Chordata, Actinopteri, Siluriformes, Clariidae. The record is from RefSeq and is a predicted model, not a curated record.